Messenger RNA from Penicillium vulpinum, 2031 nucleotides. RefSeq names its product phosphate-sensing transcription factor PHO4. The coding region runs from base 1 to 2031 and encodes 676 amino acids. Gene Ontology annotation, molecular function: protein dimerization activity. The transcript has 3 exons. The record is from RefSeq and is a predicted model, not a curated record. NCBI's taxonomy places the organism in Eukaryota, Fungi, Ascomycota, Eurotiomycetes, Eurotiales, Aspergillaceae.
AUGGAACAACCAGCCAUGUCGUGGCCGGAGCAGCUUCAUGAGAAUAACCUCAUCAAUGCGCCCGGUGAAGAAGAGUUCUCCAACUUGUUCGAGUUCAACAUUCCCUUUUCUGAAAUCGAGCACGGACCAGGGAAUAUGCAGCAUUCCAAUUCUCUACCGACCACUACCGGCCCGGAGUCAGAUAUGGCUCACCUACGAUCGCAUGCCGUGCAGCAGUACUCGGGCCAGAUGGAGGGCCUCAUGGAUUUCAGUGACAACACCCAGUCACACACACACCACCCCCACCCAAUGCCUUACUCCGCUCCUCAUAUGACGCCAGGCUUUUGCGCGCAGCAACCAUCACCCAUGUCGCAACCGCCUACGCACCAACAUUACAUGAACCACACUAUGAUCCCACCCACUCCGAACAGUAUGGAGAUGCAUGGAAAUACCCCCCGAUAUACUCAGCGUGUGGAAGAAAACCCAGAUAUGUACGACAGAUAUUCACGCAUCAACGAAGAACAGGCCCUUUACACUCCUCUUAUCUCACCUGCUAUGACGCCUUUGGAGAAUCAAUUCCGACUCCCCGAAUACACAAUCCCUGGCGAAUACUUCACACCUCUCACCUCUCCUGCUCUAGAGGCCCAAAAUGCUGAAUCCAACAGUUACUACCAUGUGAGGCAGGUAUCGGAUAUGGGAUUUGUUCCCACUACUGCGGAGGUGAACCCCCUCCCUGGAACCUCAGCCCCACCUUCUCCUAGCAUUAUUCGGAAGCCCAACAAUCGUCGUCGGUCAACCACCGCCCGGCUCAACAACGCACGGAAAGUUAAGCAAUCACCCAUUAUUCGGGCGCAGCCGCCUAAACGCAGCCCGUUGAAUCACAAUUCGGAGGAAUUCUACAAUAGCCUGACCCAGGAGUUGGACACCACAAAACCACAAAAUCAGGACAUCCGUUCACUGCGGCUCAGUAGCAAUGAGGGCUCCGGUCAGGACUCGGUAUCCCCCGAGCCAUUAUCAGAGCCGUUGAUGCCCCCUCCUGCUCUUCCUCGGAUGUCUCCUGCAAUUGCUCCCCAUGGUCAAACCUCUUCGCCUGGAACGGCUGCAACCCCUGCGAUUCUGAUGCGCAUUCAGGGGAAUCAGCAUUUGCAAGACCCCUCAGGCCAGUUCUGCGGUCGGGCACAGCUCGCAGAGCCUGAGUUCCCAGAUGACAUAAUGGAGGAUAUAUCACUUCCAGAAGCGGCCGCUCCUUCGCAGCUGCGUCCGACACCCAGACGCAUCGAUACCGCUGUGAGGACUCCAUCGAUGUCCGCGAAUGGGACACCUUUCUUGGGUCCCUCAUCUGCGACAUACGAUAAACCCCCCAGUGCUUCUCUUGCCCCCAGUCCACGCACGGCUGCAAUGCCAUCACCCAGUGGACCGGUCCCUCGGAAAUCAGAUCACAAAAUUGCGUCUAGUCGGAAACGAGUCAGUAUGAGUGGAGCUCACCCCAGCCCACAGUUGCUACCCAAGAUUAGUCCCAGCAUCAAGCCACUUAUGAAAGGCGGCGAGGGCAUGUCACAAGAUACGCUCUACCUUGUGUCAAAGUCCAACUACCAACACAUUAUCGACGGCACUUUGCCUUCGGGUGUGAGCUACCCUGAGGCUCUGGCAGAGAAUCUGAGCUCCAAGCGGACCAAUCAUAAGCUUGCAGAACAAGGACGCCGGAAUCGAAUUAACAAUGCGCUCAAGGAGAUUGAACUUCUCAUUCCACAGGAGUUCAUCGAUGCCCGCAACGCCAAGGACGCCGCGGAAUCUGGCGGCAAGGUUAACGAGAAGGAAAAAGAGAAAGAAAAGGCAAACCAGGCCAUCAGCAAGGCCACUGCCGUGGAGAUGGCCAUUGAUUAUAUCAAGGCCCUGAAGAUGAGCUUGGACGCAACCACUGCCAAGUUGGCCGCUGCCGAGGCUAAGCUGUCGGGUGAACCCUCGAAGGAAAGCUCAAGCACCAGUUCCACCGCUCCAUCUGAGAAGACUAUAAACGAUGUCGCCAAGCCGGAGACAAAGAUUUCAACGUGA